Hirundo rustica (Barn swallow) is the source of this 4587-nucleotide messenger RNA. RefSeq names its product NOP14 nucleolar protein (gene NOP14). The transcript is spliced from 18 exons. Gene Ontology annotation, biological process: maturation of SSU-rRNA. The coding region runs from base 309 to 2915 and encodes 868 amino acids. Gene Ontology annotation, cellular component: Noc4p-Nop14p complex; small-subunit processome; nucleolus. The record is from RefSeq and is a predicted model, not a curated record. Lineage: Eukaryota; Metazoa; Chordata; Aves; Passeriformes; Hirundinidae.
ACUCUCGCGAGAGGUGGUAAGCCGCCGGUGCGCAUGUGGUAGUGGUGGGCACGGUGGGUUGAGUGGUGUGCUGGGGCCACGCUGCUCUCUCCUCUCUCUUCUCCCUCCUCUCCUGCGCUCUCUCCUCCGCUUCACGCCCCUCCGGCUCUCACGGAGCUGUGGCGGAGGGCAAGAGUCAGGCUAAGGGGGAAUUCGGGGGGGUUUACGCGUCCCCGCGCGCCAUUUUGCUCGCCCCGUUGUCACCCCCAGUCUUGGCACCGCACACUGAGGGCUGAGCCGCUGAUUCCCCACGGGUAGCCGGAGCAGAGAUGGGGAAGGCGGCGAAACGGAAGAGAAAGGUGUCAAUGCCCUCGACAGCAAAGGGCCCCGUGAAGUCGGCGAUGGCCGUAGUCAAGAGCAACCCCUUUGAGGUGAAAGUCAACAGGCAGAAGUUUGACAUCCUGGGGAGGAAGACCAAAAAUGAUGUGGGGUUGCCUGGCGUCUCACGGUCCAAGGCCAUCAAGAAGCGCAAUCAAACAUUACUGAAAGAAUAUAAAGAAAGAGAAAAGACAAAUGUGUUUAAAGAUAAACGUUUUGGUGAAUAUAACACCAAAAUAACUCCUGAGGAAAAGAUGAUCAGACGAUUUGCUCUGGAAAGACAGCAAAAUUACGGAAAGAAGAAUAUCUAUAAUCUUAAUGAAGAUGAGGAAUUGACUCACUAUGGCCAAUCUUUGGCAGAAAUUGAAAAACUAAAUGAUAUUGUUGAUAGUGACAGUGACACGGAAGAAAGAGGAACGCUGUCUGCUGAAUUAACUGCUGCUCACUUUGGAGGGGGUGGAGGCCUCCUUCGUAAAAAAGUGUCAAGUGAGCAACAAGAUGAAGAAGAGGAAAAACCCAAGUCUAGGAAAGAACUCAUUGAAGAGAUGAUAGCCAAAUCUAAACAAGAAAAGCAAGAGAGGCAGACUCGGAGGGAAAGUGCCUUAGAACUGACAGAAAAACUUGACAAAGACUGGAAGGAAAUCCAAACCCUUAUUGCCCGCAAAACCCCAAAGUCAGAGAGAAAGGACAAAGAAGUAGAAAAACCCAAGCCUGAUGAAUAUGAUAUGAUUGUUCGAGAACUUGGAUUUGAGAUGAAAGCAAAACCUUCAGAAAAGCUGAAGACAGAAGAAGAAUUGGCCAAAGAGGAGCAGGCCCGACUCCAGAAGCUCGAGGCAGAUCGAUUGCGUCGAAUGCGUGGAAUAGAUGAAGACGCAAAUAAAAAGAGACCCAGCCACAUGUCAGCUGAUGAUCUGGCUGAUGGCUUUAUCCUGGAUAAAGAUGACAGACGUUUAUUGUCUUACAAGGAUGGAAAAAUGAAUAUUGAAAAUGAGGAGGAGGAAGGGGAGGAAGAAGAAGGGGAGGAAGGAGAGGAAGAAGAUAAUGGGAAUGAAGAAGAAAGUCAGGAAGAAUCUGCAAGUGAAAAUGAGGAGGAUAAUGUUGCAGAUAGCCAUUCUGAUCUUGAAUCUGAUCUUGAGAGCGAAGAAGAAGCUGCAGGGAAUAAAGAAGAGAAGAAACACAAGGCAAAUGAAAAUGAAUCACAGAAUGUGGAGAAAUUAGUUCCAGAGAGAGAAGCUGCCAAAUCAGAGCUUCCCUAUACAUUUGCUGCUCCUGAGUCCUACGAGACAUUUAAGUCCUUAUUGGCUGGAAGAACAAUAGAACAACAGCUUAUUAUACUGGAGAGGAUUCAGAAAUGCAAUCAUCCAAGUCUUGCAGUGGGAAACAAAGCAAAGUUGGAAAAAUUGUUUGGCUUCCUUUUGGAAUAUGUUGGAGAAUUAGCAACUCUGGAUUUACCAGAGCUCAGAACAAUUGACAAACUGGUCCUGCCAUUGUACAAUCUUUGCCAGAUGUUUCCUGAGGCAGCCAGUGACAGUAUCAAGUUUAUCCUUCGAGAUGCUGCACAUGAUCUGGAAGAAAUAAUUGAAGUUAAAGGCCGUGCAACAUUUCCAGGUUUAGACACGCUUAUUUAUUUGAAAGUUGUAUCUCUGCUGUUUCCAACUUCUGAUUUCUGGCACCCAGUUGUAACACCUGCUUUUAUGUACAUGAGUCAGCUACUUACUAAGUGUCGCAUUGCAACAUUGCAAGAUGUUAUUAAAGGGUUAUUUAUCUGCUGUUUAUUCCUGGAAUAUGUAUCUCUCUCCAGAAGAUUUGUACCAGAACUCAUCAAUUUCCUUCUUGGAGUACUUCAUAUCUCUCUACCCAAAAACCAGGCCCAGGGCUAUACUGUAGUGCAUCCAUUUACACCAGUGGGGAAAAAUUUAGAAUUGCUAUUGGUGAGUGAUAAGGAGGAUCUGAAAAGCUGGGAGAAGCAAAAUGUGCCAUUGAGUAUUGUGACUAGAUUAAAGGAAACCAGCAGAACAGAGAUAAAUCAUACCAGGUUAUCAUGUCUAGCCCUGUGUUUUGACCUUAUUAAAAAAUGUGCAGCUCUCUAUGAACCUUUACCAUCAUUCCAUGAAAUAAUGCAUCCUGUCAGAAUACUCCUUACACAACAUGUGCCAGUUAAUGAAUAUCCUGAAAAAAUGCAGGAAUGGUAUCACAGUGCUCUGAAAGAGCUGGAGAACAAAGUAAAACAAUAUACCCCACUGAUAUGUGAGAAAAGGAAGCCAGUGCCAUUGAAACAGUAUACUCCUAAAAUUGUGAAAGUCUUAGAGUUUGGAAGAAAGCAGGCAGGCAGCAAGAAGGAGCAAGAAAGAAAGCAGUUGAUCCAGAGGCAUAAACGUGAACUUAAAGGAGCCAUCCGUGAGAUUCGGAAAGAUAACCAAUAUCUGGCUAGAAUGCAACUGUCAGAAAUCAUGGAGAGAGAUUCAGCCAGAAAAAGAAAAGUGAAAGAGCUUCUUGGUAGCCUUGCUACACAGGAAGGUGAAUGGAAAGCAAUGAAAAGGAAAAAAUGGAAGAAUUAAUUGGGACCUAUUACAGCAGGAAGCUUACUGCCAUAUAAAACACCCCAAUCAUGGCUUUUGAACAAAUUUUAAUUGCAUUUUUUGGAUGCAUUCCUUUUGCGGCAACAACAUCAUUGGAUUUAUUUGCAAAAAUGAACCUGCUCAUUAGGAAAAUCCACAACUUUUCAUAAGAAAAAUAAAAAUAACACUUUUGUAUGUGGCACGCUUCUAUUUUAUUUUAGUGAGAACAAUUGGAUGAAUAAUCAGAAUUCUAAAUCUAAAACCUGAUCACAUACACCUAACUUGAGCUCCACACACACACACAAAAAUACCCUACAUCAGAAACCUGGUCACCUAUUUCAGGGCCAGUUCUCUUCAACAGCUUCAUCAACAACUUGCACAUGGGACUCAAAGCUACAGUGAGUGCUUUUGCUGAAGACGCUGAAUUGGAAGGAGCUGCUGACUCCCUCAGAGGUAGAGAGAUUUUGACAUUCACCAUGUGAAAUUCAACAAGGGCAAGUGCUGGAUUCUGCACCUGGGAUGGACAACCCUGGAUGUACAGACAGAUGGGGAAUGAGGGGCUGGAGGGCAGCGCUGUGGAAAGGGGCCUGGGGGUCCUGGUCAGUGGAAGGUUGAACGUGAGCCAGCAGUGCCCUGGCAGCCAGGAGGGAGACAUCCCUGUCCUGGGGACAUCAGGCACAGCGCUGCUCUGCUCUGAGCUGGGGUGGCCUCUCCUGGAAUGCAGGAUAUAAAAGCUACAAGAGAGUGCCCAAAGGAGGGCGACAAAGAUGGUGAAGGGUUUUGAGGAGUGGCUGAGGGCACUUGGUCUGUUCAGCCUGGGGAAGAGAAAAAGGAGAGACCCACUGCAGUUACAACUUCCUAGUGAGGGAACGGGAGGGGCAGACACUGAUCUCUGCUCUGUGCUGACAGUGGCAGGACUCAGGGAAUGGCCUGAAGUUGUGUCAGGGUAGUUUGGUUUGGAUAUUAGGAAAAGGUUCACCUGAAACAUCUCCCCUGGGAAGUGGUUGCAGCACCAAGCCUGACAGAGUUCAAGAAACUCUCGGGCACAUGGUGUGACUCUUGGGGAUGGUCCUGGUAGGACAUUCUGUGAUCUUUUUUUAAUGUUGAAUAGUUGCAGGCAGCUCUCAUAAUGGUAGUAUAAUUUAAACAUAAACAUUUUAAUUAGUCUGUAGCAUCAGGACCUGCUAAGUUGUGUACUGAGUAAUGGGAUCAAGGAGAAGUCCUUUGUUAAAGCUCUAUAUCCGUUCAUCUUUUCAGUAAGUUUUGAAUUGAGCACAGCUCUGAAAUUCUUAAUAAUCUAGGGUGAUUAAUUAGAAUUCCUCAGUGUGUUCAAAACUGACUUAAGGGAACAUUGAUAUCUUUAACUUUCUUCCUCUUAAUUUAUCAUAUAUCUCUAAUCACUGAUAACUGCCCAGCAUGACUUUGAAAAACAUCUGCUCUUCAAACAGAGCCAAUGAAUACUUCUAGCACUUUCUUUUUAUACUGUAUUUGCAAAGAAACAUUGCAAUGGGACAAAGAGCAUCACAGUUAGUGAUGGGUGCUAAUCUGAACUAGGUUUACUGCUCAGGUAUUCACUUAAUAUUUGAUAAAUUCAGUGAUAGUUGUUAUGCAUUGAACAAAAUGUAAUGUUUCCAUGGAAAACUGUUAGGAAAAUAAAAUUCCCUUUUACAUU